Molecule: messenger RNA, 2238 nt
Organism: Symbiodinium sp. CCMP2456
Lineage: Eukaryota; Dinophyceae; Suessiales; Symbiodiniaceae
Source: the annotation of a GenBank genome assembly
AUGGCUUCGACGCCGACCCGGAAGAGGCAGCUGCAAAGGCCGAUGCUGGCAGGGAAGAGGCCGCGUGGGCUUCAGCGGCUGAAGAGCUUCUCCAAGGGCCUCGAGUACGCACACAGCCAGGCAUAUGCGAAAGUGUGCGGUCCGGAGUGGAUCCGCACGCUACGUGGGCGGCUCCUGAAUCGCCGUGUGGCGCUGGUGGUUUGUGGGGAGGCACAUGAGGAUGUGCUCGAUCUCACCCGGCAGUCGUGCAUUAUCGAGCCGGAGAAGGGCUGGCGAAAGCUGAUAGAUGCUGGUGCUUUCGGCUCCUCCUUGGCCACGAAGGACUGUCGUUCCCUGAAGGGUGCAAAGGCCUGGGCCUCUCGGGUGGUCGACGAGGCGGAGGACAGCGAAGAGGACGACCUCAUCGGAGCGAAGUUGGUCUACCAGGCCGGGGAAGAUCCCCAGUCGGCCGGGACGGCGCGCGUCUUUCGGCCAAGCCAACCCUGGCAUCGGCACAGCCCUCACCUGAGGCCUCACCGAAGCCCUCGUCUGGGCCCGCAGCCCAGCCCAGCCGCCGACCCAUCGAAACUCCACGUCUUUGAGUGGUCUGACUUGGACGAGGAGGCCGAUGCGCUGAACAAGCGGCGGUUGAACGGAGAGGAGGUGCCGGCCAAAGAGCUCGAUGCGCUCAUCUCCGAGAGGAAGAAGGUGAGGCUCAAGGAGGGCCUCGAGCUCUUCGAUGAUUGGUUGCUGCGACAAGCCGGCAGCCUGAAAGAAGGCCGUCGCCUGGAGGUCGUCCUGGAGGCCCAUGUGCCCGCGAGAGAGGUGGAGCUCCACGAGGAGCCCUCCUGCGGCCCAGCUCCGAUCCCCCAUAGCUGCAUCCGCUCGAUUGAGCUGGACUCUGACGAGGAUUCCGAGGACGAACGCGAUCCCGAUGAUGGCCAAGGCACGUACUUGGACUACCUGCGCCGCCGCUGCCUGGAGUCCAUUCCCGGCUUGAUGCAUGCGAUGGACCCGCGUGAGUUGGGUGACGAUGACCACGAAGAUCUUCGGGAUGCCUUCCAGGCUCUCCUCACCAAGCCUCUUCCGCCGGAUCCGGAGCUGGUGGAGCUGGAAAAGACGGGUGCCAAGGCGGCGCAGGAGGAGGAGGUUGCCGGGGUGCCAUCGCGGAAGGCGCGGCGUGCGAGCCGCCGGCCGCAGCCGGUGCCCUCGUGGGAGGCAUACUUCGGCGCGACAGCAGAGCUUCUCUACUACUCGCGUCACGUCAAGGCAGACUUCGUACCCUUCCUAAUGGGCUGCCUGGUGCCUUCGACGAAUGCUGCAGCGGGUGGGCCACAGGCCCUGAAAGACUUCUUUGCCGCUCUGUUCUUCGACACGGUGCCGGCGGCCCUGCAGCGUCUGGACCUGGAAGGAGAGCGCCGCUCCAUGGCGUGCGUUCGGUCGCUGACCUACGACCAGGAUGGUAAGCUGCUGCGACGGCCCACGGAUGGCGGAUUGAUUCCGGUGCGCUCAGCGCCUCUGGAGCGGUACCUGAAGGCCACCUCCACGAACCCACCAAGGACCUGGAUCUCGGGCCUCGCCGAGUCCCUGCGCCAGCGCGGCGCUUCGGAGCUCGUGCAAGCGGCGCAGGACUGGUACCUGUCGUCUGUCAGCCAUUUGCUCGAGGAUCCCAAGAGCGCCGACGAUGACGGGGACUACUUCCUGGCGUGGCUUCGGGAGUGCUGCCGCGAGGUCUACGAUGAUGUUGACAGGAACGAUCCAAAAGAGCUGCGUACCAUGAAGAAAGUCAGGAGUGUGAAGAACAAGACCAAGCGCCACAACCUCGCCGACAUCCGCAUCCCGAGCAUGGAGGAAGCCUUCCGAGAGCUUGCCGAGUUCGAGCCGCAGUCAGGAAGCAGCCGCAGGCAGCGUGUGUUGGCGAAGAUUGUGAUCGAUGCUUUCCAGCUGCGACUGGUGGACUUGGCAGCAGUUCUCCGCGUUGCUGACUGCGUGCUCUCGGCCAAAGAGGAUGAGGAGGUGGUGGUGGUUCUGUAUGCUGGAGGCGCCCACGCGCACUGCGUGGAGGAGUUCUGGCGUGCCCAAUCCUUCACCAGCGACGACUUGCCGAAGAGGGGCCUCGUGGGGAAGGACGACUGGGAUGACGACGAGCCUCGGGGACUUGUGCUGCCCAAGUAUCUGCACGAUUUCGAUCUGCUCUUCCCGCAGGAUUCGGGCGAGGCGCACGCACCAGACGCGGCAAUGUCGGAGGGCGCGGAUGAA